AUGUCCAAACAAAAUAUCUUUAAAAAAAAUGAUCUAUAUAUUUACGACUUAUCUCCUUUGAUUAUAAACUCUUUAAAGUUGGUAAAUUUUGAUUCAAAUUUAAAUGAAGUUGAGCUACCUGAUGCACAAAAUGAAGCUAAUGAACCUGAACAAUUAUCUCAAGAAACAAAACUUAAAGAAAUAUCCAAUAGUUUAACUUGUAACACAUGUGAUUUGGAGUUUAAUGAUCAAAAGAUUAAAAGAGAACAUUAUAGAACAGAUUUCCAUAUUUUUAAUGUUAAGAGAAAAGUUAAUGGUUUGGAUCCACUUAGUGAAAUAAAUUACAGCAAUCUAACUGAUCUGAAUGAUGAUUUUAAAAAGGAUGAAGCAAUGGAUACUAUUGACGAAGUUGGCAAAACUACAGAUGAGAAUAGUUCUAGUGAAGAAGAACCAAUUGGAUCAGAUACGGAUAUGUAUGCCGAAACACUAUCUACUCUAGAUAUUAAUAUAAAAAAUGAAACUCAAAAGUUAGAAGAUGAGAUAUUAGAGCAAGCUGUAACUGUUAGUCAUUUAAAUACCAGGUCGGCACAAAUAUAUUUCAAUUCAGACAUAUUGACAGGGGCUAGAGAGGCGUUUGGUGCCUAUAAGACAUUGUUUAAUGAAAAAGAAUUAGAAAUCCCAUUAGACACUGUAAAGGCUUGGAAUGAUGGAGAUAGCCAAUCUACAGCUAUUUCAGCUUUAUUCAUGGUUUCUGGAGGUCAUUUUGCCGGGGCCAUAGUAUCUCAUCAAAAAUUGAAUGUUAAACGUAACUCAAAAAAUACAGAGGAAACCAUACAGGAACAAGCAGUGUCCUUCCUUGAGAAGAAAACAUUCCAUAGAUAUACAACAAGAAGAAAACAAGGUGGUUCCCAAUCCGCUAAUGAUAACGCGAAAGGUAAAGCUAACUCUGCAGGUUCUACUCUCCGUAGAUAUAAUGAAUUUGCGUUAAGAGAGGAUAUCCAAAAUUUGUUAAAGGAAUGGAAUCCAUAUUUACAAAAAUGUCAAAAUAUAUUCAUUCGUGCAAACAGUGUAUUUGACAAAAAGACUUUCAUGGACAGUGACUAUAUUUCUAAAGAAGAUGAUAGAAUAAAAACGUUCCCAUUUCCAACUAAUAAACCAGCUCUUCAUGAAUUAAAAAAGGCAUGGUGUGAAUUAGUUUAUCUGAAAGUAUCUGAAAAACCAAAACCAUCGGAAACGAAGAUAAAACUAACUGAUAAUUCAUCAGCACUUAAAAACAAUGAUAACAACUCCCAAAAAACUGAAAUUAAGUUAGAGGAGCAACAAACUAAAGAAGCCUUAUCUUUGCUAAAAAAAGGAAGAGCUCCACUUUUAAUAGCAUUUUUAAGAAAAAAUAAAUUGAAUGCUAAUUUCAUCUUAGAACCAAAGAACAGAUACGAAAAUACGCCAACUUUGUUGCAUUUUGCUUCUCAGCAAGGUUUUAAACAAAUGGUAGGGAUACUGUCAACUACAUUGAAGGCAGACUUAUCAAUUAAAAAUAAAUUUGGUAAAACGCCUUAUGAGCUUGCAAAAAACAAUUCGAUUAAACAAGCAUUUCAAAUAGCUAGAUUCAACUUAGGUGAGUCUUAUACUUCCUGGCAGGAUACAAAAAUUGGUGGUGCAUUGAGUAGAGAGCAAGUUGAUGAAAUGAAUAAGGAGGAAGAAACAAUUAAAAAUGAAGAACUGAGGAAUGCAAUUGAGGAGGAAUUACAAAAACAAAAGGAGAAGAGAGACAAGGAAUUAGAAGAAAAAAGAGGUGUUGGGUGUACACUAGGAAAUAAUGAAGUAGAUUUUUCUGUAAAGCAAAAUUUGAAUUUAAACUCUCUUAACGAAGAUCAGAGAAAGAGACUUAUGCGAGAACAACGUGCCCGCGCAGCUGAAGCUAGGAUAAAGGCAAUGCAAAACAAAUAA
Messenger RNA from Tetrapisispora phaffii CBS 4417, 1926 nucleotides. RefSeq names its product Vms1p (gene VMS1). The coding region runs from base 1 to 1926 and encodes 641 amino acids. The record is from RefSeq and is a predicted model, not a curated record. The transcript has a single exon. NCBI's taxonomy places the organism in Eukaryota, Fungi, Ascomycota, Saccharomycetes, Saccharomycetales, Saccharomycetaceae.